AUGGAAGAAUAUAGACAUCAAGUUGGGGGUCAUUGCAAGUUGAUCAAACCCAAAGAUUCAUCAAAAGUUUACAAACCGCUGAUAGAAAAUGAAUAUAUAUUUUAUGAAAAAUUAAAAAACUUUCACUCUUCUUCUGCAGAAUCUAGCCCUUUACAAAUAUUAAAAAAAUUUAUUCCGAAAUUUUAUGGUGUUGUAGAUAUUGCUGUCGAUUCUUUUUCUGACUUAAGUAGUGAAACAUUGAGGAAGAAUUCAAAAAUGGUAGAAAAAUCACAAAAAAAAAAUAACAUGAAAUAUAUUCGAGUUAAUAGGAAUGAAAAAAAGAAAGAUUAUAUAUGCCCCAAUGCAAAUUGUGGUUAUACUGAAACAGAGGCACGCUGCAAUGAUGAAAGUAUUUGCGUAAAUCUGAAAGAGGAAAUACAUAAUAUAAAAUCUGGUGAAAUAAAUGAUUCUAACAAAUGUGAGAAUGAACACAUUUAUAUAAAUAGUUACAAGAAAAGCAAUGAGUAUAAUAGUGAAAAUGAUGGUGACAUAGCAAAUCUGAAGAAUGAGAAAAAGUGGAUUCCACAUAUUAUUUUGGAAGAUUUAGUAAAUGGGUUUAAAAGGCCAUGUGUAUUAGAUAUAAAGAUGGGAAAAAGACAACGAAAAAUCGGGGCAUCAUUAGAAAAAAAGAAAAGACAAGUUGAAAAAAGCUUUAAAACAACUAGCCAUUCAUUAGGGUUUCGAUUAUGUGGAUGCCAACAUUAUAAUAAAUUACAAGACACAUUAUUUUAUAAAGAUAAAUAUUGGGGUAGAAGUUUAAGUAAAGAAAAUAUUCCAUGGGCAAUUAGAAACUGGUUUUGGAAUGGAUCAUUAUUAUAUGAUGAACUAAUUCCAAUACUUUUAGAAAAAUUACAUGUUUUUUUUAAUUGUAUUGUUGAAUUAAGACAUUAUAGAUUUUGGUCUUCUUCUUUAUUAUGGGUUUUUGAUGGAGGUUUAAGUGAUAAAAAAGAAAGAUCAAAUUCGUUAGAUGUAAGAAUGAUUGAUUUUGCUAAUACGAUAUAUUUACAAGAUAACCCUUCUGUAGAUGAAGAAUAUAUUUUUGGAUUACGGAAUUUAAUUUAUUUUAUCCAAAUAUUAUAUAAUUGCAUACAUAAUAUAUAUUUUCUACCUUAUGAAAUUAAUGCUUCUUUUUAUUCUGAAAAUUAUGAACUCACAAAAAAAGAUAAUUGCAUUCAACCGUUUUAUCAUAAUAUUGUUAAAGGGAGGAUAAAAUCGGAUAUUGCUGAUCAAAUUAAAGAGACGAAAAAAAAAAAAAAAAAAAUUAAAAUCAAAAAAUUAAAACAAAAAAAAAAACAAAUUGAAUCCAUGAAUAUAGAAUUUUUAAAACAAAAACAAAAUUUUGAAAAUGGAAAUUAUGGGAAGUUACAAAAUGAUACAUUACUGGAAGAUGUAUCUAACGUUCAAAAAGUUAAUAAAUAUAAAGAUGUUUGUAAAACUGAAAAGUCUGAAGUUGAUGAUAAUAUUAAUCAACCAAACAAUUUGAGUAAUCAUAAAAUAAAAUGUUCUUAUUUUAUUAAUAAUGAUAAAUAUUCAUUUCUAGAAGGAGUUCUAAAUCGUAAUAGUUCUAAAUAUGUUAUGAAUAAAAAUAGUUACAAUACUUCGAAUUCUGCCGUUUAUUCUGCUUCAUACAUUUCAAAUAACGAUAGAGGAAAAAGGGAUGAUAAAUAUCAAAAGUUAGAUGAUUAUCAAUUUAUCAGAAUUUUGGGAAACAAUGAAAAUAAAAAAAUUAAUAAAGAGAAGACAAAUAUAGAAAUAAAUAUAAAAUCCAUAUUGAAUGAUAAUCAUAUAGACACAUUUGAUUGGAAAGAAAAUAAAAUUAUAGAUGUCGAUGCAAAAAAUAAGGAAAUUAUAAAAAUAUUGAAUACAAAAAUAAAUAAUUACAAUGAAAAUAUCAAAAAAGAAAUUAUAUUUGAUAAAUUGAAUGAAGAUAAAGAAAAUCAGCUGAAGAAUGAUCCCAAAUAUACAAACAAUGAACAAAGCAAAAUCGAAAGUGAUUCAAAAGUGCAAAUAAAAAGAAAUAUAAAUAAGUUUAAUUUAUUACAAAAAAGUGAACAUAUAGAUAACCCUUACAAUUAUGAAGAGGUUAAAUCAAAAAAAGAAAAUAAUGAAAAUAACAUAAAUAGGGUGAUGAUUCAAUGUCUAAAUGAUAAUAAAAUUUAUUCUAAAAAUUUGACUGUAAAAAAGUUAUGCUCAAAAUUAUCAAAUUUGUCAAUUUAUGAAAAUUCUAAAGAAAAAAAUAUAAAUACGUUAGAUUUCGCAUACUUAUCAUCACUUGCAAAAAUACCAAAAAUCUGUAAUACAAAAGUAGCAUUAAAAAAUAUAAAUUGUAUUUCAGAUUCUUUUUUACUUUUUAAGAAAAGCUUAAAUUUGAAUAGUCUUAAAAAAAUUGUAAAAAAAAAAAAAUUUCAAAUGUGCGAAAAAUCGGAUUCAUGUACAGAUGUUUUUAUAAGUAUAAAAAAAGACAAAAAAAAAAAAAUAUAUUAUGAAAAAAAAAUUAAUAUGCAUAUUUUAAGAAAAUACAAUGAGUUUUGUGAUAUUAAAAGAUUUUCCAAAUCAAAAAAUCAAAUGAACUAUUUGCGUAGUAAUAAUAUGCCCAAUAGUAGACAUACUAGCAUUUAUAAAAAAAAUAAAAUCUAUAAUAAAUUUUAUAAAAUUAAUAAAAAUAAAAAAAUGUAUUAUUCACAUUAUAUUAAUAAACCAUUAGAAGAAUUCAAUGUUUAUUCAGAAUAUAAAAACACUAAUAUCUUUUUUAUUGAUGAUGCUAUUUUAAAUCAUUCGAAAAAACAAAAUAUUUUUUUUAAUAAGCACAUUGAAUAUGAGUUAAAACGUAAAAAUUUAAUAAUCCCUUUAACAGAAACAAAUGAAAAUUAUAAAUAUAUUCGUAGAUCUUUAUCUGAACCUAAUAUUUAUAAAUUUACUAGAUUUGCAUAUACCUCUAAUAAUUUUAAUACUACAGAAAUCCAUUAUAGUAACUUAAUAAAAAAUAAAUUAAAAAAAUUAAUUAAAGUUCCUAUAUAUGGCCAUAUUUAUGGAUUUAUUUCAAGCUCAACUAAUGUUGAUUAUUUUUCGAAUUGCUCUAUAAGUGAAUAG
Plasmodium berghei ANKA is the source of this 3129-nucleotide messenger RNA. RefSeq names its product inositol polyphosphate kinase, putative. NCBI's taxonomy places the organism in Eukaryota, Apicomplexa, Aconoidasida, Haemosporida, Plasmodiidae. The record is from RefSeq and is a predicted model, not a curated record. Gene Ontology annotation, molecular function: inositol hexakisphosphate kinase activity. Gene Ontology annotation, cellular component: cytoplasm; nucleus. The transcript has a single exon. Gene Ontology annotation, biological process: phosphatidylinositol phosphate biosynthetic process; inositol phosphate biosynthetic process. Bases 1 to 3129 code for a protein of 1042 amino acids.